This is a messenger RNA of Mobula hypostoma (lesser devil ray), 7655 nucleotides long. RefSeq lists its product as uncharacterized. The transcript has 48 exons. NCBI's taxonomy places the organism in Eukaryota, Metazoa, Chordata, Chondrichthyes, Myliobatiformes, Myliobatidae. The coding region runs from base 38 to 6718 and encodes 2226 amino acids. The record is from RefSeq and is a predicted model, not a curated record.
UGCCAGGGCGACUCGACGUUUGUACAGCUGUCAAACGAUGGGAGAAACAUAUAAAGUUUCUGAUAGUCCAAAGAUACAGAUUUUGGAGAAUAAGCUGGCAACAGAUCUGGCAGAACUGAAGCUGGAGAUUGAGGAAAGUGGAAUAUUACAAGGAACACCAACUCGACCCUUCAGUUCUGUUAGCAUACCGAGGGAUGUUUCCUAUUUCAGAAAGGAACGAGAAUUGCUCCUAAAGAAAGGAUUGCAGGUGGCUGAUGCAAAACAACUUGUAAUCCAAGCAGAUGUUAUGCAGAGAGAGCUGGAGAGUUGCCUGAGACUGGAGUACACAGCCAACAACUUGCCUCUUCUCCUCCACCAGUUUUUUACAGAUCGGAUUCACCAGCUAGUUCAGUGCAAGUAUCUGCACAUGCUCCGAUGGAAAAGGUUUUGUCAGCAUACAAAGCGUGUUGAGCAACUUUACCCCCUCUACAAGAAACAAAUUUCUCAUAUUAUGAAAGAAUAUGAUGAUGCUGUUCAAAGGGCUCAGAGGCUUUCAAUAGCCCGUGAAUGCCUUUUAACAGAAACAGGGAAUCCCAGUAGAUGUGUGACACAAGAAGAUGUAAUUAUCUACCUGCAGUGGCUGGUGUGCCAUUUCUAUUCUGUCACAACUAUUCACAACUACUUGAGGGCAUUGCAGUACCUGCCCAUGUCCCAUCAGAUUGAGGUUACACCUGAGAAGCUUUCCGAUGUCCUGACAGAUGAUGAGGAUAAAAUCAGCAUCGCUACGCAUCUUUCCUCUUUCCAUGUGCCCACGCGGCCUGGUACAGCCUUUUCCAGUGUCUCCGGAUCAGCUGGAAAAACUUCUGCUCUCCUGUUGUCAGCUGGAACCCAUGCAAUCUCAACCUUCAAGAGCUCUCCUGUCAUAGAUUUUGAAGGUGUGUUUAAUGCUGAGGUUAACCAUCGUCUCCCUGUACACAUGCUGAAGAUUGAGGAGUUUAAGCAUCAGCUUCAGUACCUCGUGUGUCACUUCAGCAUCGAAUAUGAUGUGGAUGAUAUCAGAAGCACUGCCAAUGAGAUGGAAUUGUUCACACUGGUGAUUCGAAAAUUCAGAAGCAUUUUUAGCAAAGAGGAAACCAUGAAGACCUUCCCAGUAUAUGAUGCUUUUGAGCCUGGACUCGAACACUGGGGAAUGAAAGGCCCAAGCAUGACUCUGAAGAAAGAAGCACAUUGGAUCCCCUUUUUAAAGAUCAAACCAAAACAAGAUCCUUGGCAGCAAAAAGUCCUGACCAAACUGAAGCAGCAGAGGUACCUGGAUGAAAUUCUGAGACUGCAGGCACAGUUCCUCCAGGUGUCUGACCCAGAGCGAGUGAUGGAUGUACUUCGUCAGCAUGCUGUGGCUGUACAUGAGCCAAGCACUAUACAGCCAUUGGCUGUUACCUCACAUCCCUCGGGUCAAAACACGAGUCACAUCUGGAGUAAAAUCUAUGGAAAUGCCGAGCUUUAUCAGGAGCCGAGGCGUCAGAAGAGUGGUUCACCAGUAGAUUUCAGUGACGAGGAUGUGGGUGCUGUCAAUCUUAACAAGUGUGCCAAUACGUCGUCAAAAAAGAACAGAGAUGAAGGUUAUAACCACAGCAGAGCCAUGCAGCUGCUGGGACUGGACGAGGGGAGUGAAGAGAAUGGAAAAGACCCUGUGAUGACACAGGGGGCCUACCUGUCCCUCCUCUUCCUACGCCACCUGAGGAUCCGCGAGCUUCAGCGAAUCUGUUUAGGAACACUGAACUACUUCAGAUCGAUCGAACGAACCCUGACUAUCAAUGUAACCGGCUUAACCCUGAAUCGGGGCAAACCGGUGUGCACAGCAGAGGACACGAGCCGGAUCAGUGCAGCGAAGGGUGGCUCAGGUGUGACAGAUGGCAUAGGUUCACAUGGUUACUUACACAACACACCUGCAGACUACAAGGUGGAUCUCACCAAGUUUAUGGAGUUCUCAGAAAUCGAGAACCACGAUGAUUUCUAUGUGAAUGAGGACAGCUUCAUUCAUGUCCAGGAUCAGAGAGGGUUUUAUGUGAUGUAUGACGUGGCACUGAAGGAUUUAAAAGAGUUGGAAACUCAGCUGCUGCUGCUUGCAACCCAAUAUAUUGAGAAAGGCCAGAUAACUCCUCCUGCGGGAGGCACACCGUGUGGGCCGGUUGACCUUCCAGGCUGGGCUCGCCUCUCUCUCGAUCGAUUUGCAGUUUUGCUUGACCUGUGGAAGUGUGAAACAGCUUUUCAGGAGCACAAACGGCAGCUCCUGGAUGGUUAUUUUGAAGCCUAUCAGCAUGUCUUCGAUGUGGAGGACCGCUUUGCCCUGGCUCAGGUUAUCACAGACAUCAUGUACCAACGUCCACGGUUUAAUCUGAGCAAUGAGUACUUUGUGCAGACGUAUCAAGCUGAAUGUACCUGCCUGAAGCUUCAGUUACAACUUAUAAGGGACAUUUUGAACAAACAGAUAGAUGAUCAGCGGGAAUACGUGCAGAGGAUUUGGAGGAACAGCAAGCUGAUGGAGAUGGGUAUUGAAUUUGGUUUACCACUUAAUGUCAUUGCUAAGCAACCGGUUGCCAUUAACAACAGUUGUCCCGCCUUGAAAAAGAUUUACUUACUAGAAUUCCACCCAUCACUGGGGAUGGCUGCCCGCGUUCGACAGAUGUUGGAAUAUGCCUACAACGAACUGUGUCACACACACAGGCCAAAGACGGCUGACGAGUGCAUUGGUCUGGAGAAGCACGUCCUUAAUCUGGCAAUAGAAAAGUGGUCAGUCAUGGAAGCACCUGAGACAACCUACAGCGUCCAAGUUCAGAGAGAUCUGUUUUCGGGUGUGUUUAUUGAAGAUCCACUCUUUGUCAGAGAUGUUGGCCUUUCAUUUAUGGAUGUUACUGAAGAGGGUGAAAGCAGACAAGGAGCAGAUAAACAAGCCUUUGCGCUGCACGCUUUCUGCAGACUGCUGGAGAUCAUCACACUGCGCCACCGCCUGACGGAAACUGCCUCUGAGGCUGCCCUUUUAGCUCAGUUAUACAAGUCUGUUGCUGUGCAGAUGGGCUUUGACGAGUUCCAUCUCUAUCUGCGGCCAGUGCAGUUUGAAUUUGCAACUCACAAGGAGAAAGCUGACCAGCCACCUCCGGUCUUCAUCACGAGUCUACUGGACGAUGACAGUAGCAUUGACAGAUAUGCUCCCUCAAGCCUGCCGUUAGCGAUUCAGGAAGUAGAUGAAAACCAUAUAGGAAAAUUCAGUUUUCGCACAAAGGAAGCAGUUCUUCAGCUGAUGGCUAGACGUGGAGUAGAGAACUUGCAGGUGGCUUUGGCUUGUCAGACUGUGCAGAAGAAUUCGCUGCUUGCUGUGGUGCAGCAGGCUUUGUUGUGCUCUGUGGAGAAAGCUGCCCUGUCCAUGGACCCUAAGGACAAAUUGUUGGGUUAUCCGAGUCAGGACAACAUCACCGGUACGAGUCGUGCCAGCACAGCGAGAGAAUCAGAGAGCCAGCAGCUCGCCUUCCCACUAGGAAAUGCCCGCUCCCUUGGAAUUCGAAAGCAACAUUCUGCUACCAGGAAAAGGCCUCCGGAGGCAUUUGUUUCGAUCCAGCUGGAAAAACUCACACCCCGGGACUUGAUGCUGAAUCACUUCCUUCAGAAGAAGAGUGUCGCAGGGUUGAUCAUGAAAAAUGAUGUGGAAGUGGAGAAAAUCAAAAGAGAAUUAAUUCUUGACUACUGCAGCAAAUUUAACGAGCGCAUGUCUCAGUAUUCUUUACGCAGUCAGAUUAUCGCAUACUACAGUAGCUUGCUGGGUUUAUUGCAAGACUUCCCCGCAGCUGUCAAAACCUACUUCGUGUUGGGCGAACCUCAAGAGAAGAAAGGAGAAUGUGACUCUGAGUUGGGGCUGAUCUCGGAUCCCAGGAAACUCCAUCAGCGCCCUCGAAGUUUGUUGUCACCUGACGGAAGAACAUUUCUUAAUCUCUGGUACAUUCCUCAUCAUUCUGAAGUGCUUAUUAUGUUUAAAACCCUGGAACAAAAGGUUUGCUGGAGGGCUUUGUACCAAACUCUGGAGAUAGUGGCUGCUCUCCAUGACAUCUUCUCCUACUUGUGCUGCUUCGCGCAGCUUGGCAGCUCCCCCAGCGUUGUCUCUCAGAAGAUGCAGCCACUGGCAGCAGUCUGGGGAGGACUUGAAGGCAUUGGUUCUGAGCUUCAGGAGGUUCAGACUCAGAUAGAUAACCUCGACAAUCCAAGAGAUCCUGCCACAGUGGCAAAGUUUCUUGUUCUCAAGAGGGACGUUAUGUUCUUGCAGUUUGAUGCUGCUGUUCGCCAUUCGAUCAGGGAAGCUUUCCUUUCUGCUGGAAACACAGCAGCAUUUCAGGCUGUCACAGAUGGGAUGCAUCAAGCACUACCGGCUAUGAGUAAUUCUACAGUCAGCAACCUGUAUGGUUCAUUGCUUCCUCUGCCACAGCCAUUGGAUGCAUGGAAUCACAAGUCCCUUGCACUGUUUCCCUGGCGAGCUUUCCUUGCCCGGGAAGGUUUUCUACCAGGAAUGAUCAGCAACCUACAAAGCAUAGAGCAGAAUAUGCAGAUAUGCUUGUGCAUGCUAAGUGAUCGUGAUCUGAGCAUAGCCAAUGGCGAACUUCUUGGCGUGUCUCUGCUAAUGGAAGAUGUGGUUCAGGGUGGAAGCGAAGCAUUUCUGUUUCCAGAGAAGGGUGGGACCACAUGUGAUGAGACAGAAGCCAAAGCUGAGGAGAACUCUGUAAUUCAAGAAAAGGAAGAUGGAGAACAAUCACCUGUCAACAAAUCACUGACCUCUUCAAAAACACUAGAGCCCAUAUCGAUGUACAGGGUACUCAAAUCCUUUUUGAUAUUGUGGAAACAACUUGAGGUAUUGAAGGAUGAGUGGGGCAGGCUGAAGCUGGGUGUGGAGAGCAUCAACACUGUGACCCUCUACAAACAGUUCUGCAAAUUGUAUAGACAGGAAAUCAUGUAUCCAGCUAUGAAACCAAUAGCCCGUCGCUUAGGUGUGGAAGUCGAGUACGAGAGAAUGAUGCUGAACGAUCAGCCAUUGCUGCCACCAAAAGGGACAUCAGAAAUGGAAAUAAAGACUCGACAGCUGCACAAACUACUUGAAAGUUUGGAAGUUUACAUGAUCCGAGAACUUCAGAAAAAAAUUGCAAGGGAGUUGUCCCUUGUUAUGUCAGAAAGAGCUCGAGGAGAAGCAUCUCUGCCAACAGAUGACUGGAAACAUUCAGUCAUGACUGAAAACUUCUCAAUUACAAGGCCCCAGAUUGUUGAAAAAUUUGUUCAGAAACUGAAAGAAAAUUCACGGGAGACUGAAAGUGAGAUUACUUUCAGCAAAGAUCACUUAAGCAACUGCCUGCUGCAUCUAGCCUGUGAUGUGAUGGAAAGGGAGCGCAGUAACUUUGAGUCCUACUCCAUGUGUUACGAGAAUAUACUUCGCAGAGAGCACCAGCUGCUUUACGAGAAGGAGCAGGAAUUGAAAGGAAUGCAACAAUCUCAAACUCCCUCUGCAACAACUGAUUCACAGUUAGCUCAUUUCAGUCAUCAGAUAAUCAUAGAGAUCACAGCUCUUCGAGCAAAGUUGACUAACCUGGAAGAAGAGAGCACAAGGCUGAAAGAGGAGAUGAGAAGUGAAGUGAGACAGGAAUAUGAUGCUUUGGUCAGGCAUCUAUUUGCAUCCUGCUUUACAUUAAAGCAAAAACUAGAUGACUAUCACGUUAACAUGGACAAAGUGGCCUGCAAACUGAUCAGUGAAGUCAGAAGAAAUGGAGUGGAAAACAUGAUUAGUCUCAAGAGGAAGAUUGGCUCCACAAGACAUGAUGACAUUUUGAAAGAAAACCUAGCAUGGCAAGAUCAGCUGCAGUCCUUACGGGAAGAGAACAGCCAACUGCAGAGAGUGGUCUGUCAGCUGAAAACACUGAACUGUUGGAGAACGACAGCAAAACAAGAGAAGUUUCAAAGAUCCCACGCUGCUUUGGAGCAGAAAGUUACUCAAAUCAAGAAGGCGUAUCUCAACAUUAAAAUACUUGCGGAAGAGGAGAAGAUUCUUCUGCAGCAACAGCUCGUAGCUUUGAGAAAAGCCCUCAGCAGGUCCAAAUCAGAAAACGAGAAAACAAAGAAAGAAUUUGAAAAAGAGAAGCAGCUGUUGAAGGAAUACCGACACCGGGCAGCUCAGGAACUGAAGAGCCGACAGCAGGUGGAAAGCAUGAAAACAUCCAACAUGGAGCAGCUGCUGGAUGACGUGCAUGAGAAGGAACAGAGGCUAAAUACCCUAAACAACAAGCUCGAAACGUCCUCCAAAAUCGUUCAAAUACAGUAUCAUAAAAUCAAUAAGGAGAUCAAACAGGUACGUUGUCAGCUGUCUCACGAGCGCAGCCUGAAGCUGGAUGCCUUCCAACGGGUUGAUGAACUGCAAAGUCAGAUGCACAACUUUGAGGCAGCAUUCUCUCUCAACAGUGUUGCGGGUACUAGAAUACGAACACACUCACCAAUGAUUUCCAAAGACACUCUACAGCGCUGCUUGACUACUGCUCCAAAGAACAUUGACGGCAGUGCAACCAUUAACAGGGGAGGAAAAAGAAUACAACGGCCAAAAACAGUACCAACCAGACUUCAUAAUAAGGUGGUGGAAGCAUUAUUGCCAGAACUGGAGGAACCAAGACAUCACAGUCUCACCCUGGAGUUGAAAGAUUACAGAUUAAAGCAGAAAUAAUUGUAAGAUCCAGACAGGCAAAUUACAUGGUCAAUCAAAAUAUGAAAUCAAAGACUUGGGAGCAGGUUAUUCACUGUCUAAUCCUUUCAUGAAGUAUUUGAAUUUUUGAAAACAGGUGACUGACAACAUUUUAGACAAUGAUGCACAGUACUGUGCAAAUGUCUUAGAUAUAGAUAUAUAUCUAGGAUGCCUAAGACUUUUGCAUAGUAAUUUCAUGUAUCGCACUGUCCUGGGUCUCUACAGAUGGCCGAGAGUAGGAAGAGGGAAUUAUGGUUGGGAAGGGGACGGGAGAGGGAAACACCAGAGAUACAUUCUGUAAUGAUCAAUAAACCAGUUGUUUGGUUUGCCUGGUGUCUCAGGGUUGGGUGUGUCUGCAACCACAUCAACCACCUCCCCCCACUGCCCCCAUUCUCCACCACCUGUCCCACACCCCUCCCAACAUCCACUGUUCCUACCAGGAUUUACACAUAUGCUCUCCACAUUGACAAACACAGUACCUUGCAAAAGUCUUAGACAUCCUAGCUUGCUCGCGCUCUCUCUCUCUAUAUUUUUUAUUUAUACACACAGUGACACACACUUUAGACUUGUGAACAGUACUGUAUCUAUAAUAAAAUUCACAAUUUAACUAAGCAGAUCCAACAUUUUUCACUAGGAGUCCUACCAAUUUUGGUCUUAAAAAUACAGAUGCCAAAUCUGUCAUAUACCUAUUGGUAUCUCCCAAGUAGAAUUCUUAUUUGGAAUUCAGCAAGGUGGGGGGGGGGGUAGAAACUUAUGAAACUAAGACUUGAAGGAGCUUUGAUGUGACAAAUUCGUUAAAUAGCAAAGAAUACAACUUGGUUGAUAAAUGCACAAGACACAUUAUGACUGUGUUUAGCUAAUUUCUCAAGAAACUAGUUUUAAAAACCCUCUCUCCACAAUAAUAUUUAUACUCAUCCAA